AAAUAUUUCCAUCUUUUGCAUAAAUUAUGUAAUGAGUAUGUUGCAACAAUCACAUUUCUGUUUAGUAGUUUUAAAAAUGAAAACAGUGAUGUGAUUGGUGGUUGCUGUGCCACAUGUCCCCCCCCUUAUCCCCGCCCCUUUAUUUAUUAUUCCUUUAUCAGCAGUCACACUCCUAUCUGUGGGUGGGGCGUGGCCAUAAUAUAGACAGCGUCUGAUUGGCUGAGCGGAUGACACCAUGCUUCCUGAUUGGUCGCUCGGUGCCGGCUCAUUAGACUAGGAAUGACAAGGAGCUGUCACUGUGUCCCCCGCUCACUGCACGCCGGCCGGGCUGAGGGAUGCGCAGUGUAUCCGCUAGUCCUGCAUUAUUCCCGGUACUAUGGUGUCCACGGAGCUCGGCCAUCACCACAAUGGACUCACCCUGGGGAAGGAGGUCGGCGGGGACGGCCUGGCCAGCCCGAGCAGUAACGGGGAGGUGGUGACGGUGUUUGUGAGCCCCGGCGCGGAGCAGGAUGAGAGACAAGCCUUCCUGCCCGGGCUGGCGGUGGCUCCGGUGCCGGAGACCCGGCUGUUUGCGCGGCGGUUCGCGGUUCUGUCCGUCUUCUCGCUGUACUCUCUGGUGAACGCCUUCCAGUGGAUCCAGUACAGCAUCCUCGCCAGCAUCUUCACCGGCUUCUACCGGGUGUCCUACCAGGACAUAGACUGGCUGUCCAUGGUCUACAUGCUGGUCUACAUCCCGCUCAUCUUCCCGGCCACCUGGCUGCUGGACACCAAGGGGCUGCGGCUCACCGCCCUGCUGGGCUCCGGCCUCAACUGCCUGGGAGCCUGGGUGAAGUGCGCCAGCGCCCGCUCCGACCUCUUCCCGGUCACCGUGUUCGCACAGCUCGUGUGUUCCGUGGCGCAGAUCUUCAUCCUCGGGCUGCCCUCCCGGGUGGCAUCCGUCUGGUUCGGACCCAAGGAGGUGUCCACUGCCUGUGCCACGGCCGUGCUGGGCAACCAGCUUGGCACUGCCAUCGGGUUCCUUCUCCCUCCUGUGCUGGUUCCGAGGUCGGACGACAACGAUGUGACUGCGCAUAACAUCAGCGUCAUGUUUUACGGCACAGCCGCGGUGUCCACGCUUCUCUUCGUCCUGACUAUUGCAGUCUUUAAAGAGAAGCCGAAGCUCCCCCCGAGUCAGUCGCAGGCCGUCCUGCAGGGCUCCCUUCCCGAGGAAUAUUCCUACAAGCAAUCCAUACUCAAUCUCUUCAAGAACAUCCCCUUCGUGCUGCUGCUGAUCAGCUACGGGAUCAUGACCGGCUCCUUCUAUUCCGUAUCCACGCUGCUCAAUCAGAUGAUCACAUUUCACUACGAGGGGGAAGAAGUAAAUGCCGGCAGGAUUGGGCUCACCCUGGUUAUAGCCGGAAUGGUGGGUUCAGUCAUUUGUGGAGUGUGGCUGGACUAUACCAAGACAUACAAGCAGACCACGCUGAUCGUCUACGUCUUAUCAUUUAUCGGGAUGCUGGUCUUUACAUUCACCCUGGAUCUUGGGAACCUCAUUGUUGUGUUUGUGACAGGAGGAGCUCUUGGAUUCUUUAUGACGGGAUAUCUUCCCCUGGGAUUUGAGUUUGCUGUAGAGAUCACAUACCCAGAGUCGGAAGGCACGUCAUCGGGACUGCUGAACGCCUCCGCACAGAUAUUCGGGAUGCUGUUUACUCUGGCACAAGGAAAGCUGACAACAGACUUCAGCCCCCGGGCCGGCAACCUCUUCCUCUGCGCCUGGAUGUUUGUAGGGAUCAUUUUAACAGCUCUUAUCAAAUCAGACCUGCGGCGGCACAAUGUAAAUUCUGGAAUAACAAAGUCCGAUGUCAAGUCUGUACCCGUGGACAGUCCUGUAGAAGCGGCACCUAGUAUACAGUCAGCAACAUCGCUGUAGUCUGCGGCUGGAUCCUCCCAUGGAGACCAAGUGACUUGUAUUUAGCACACUGUAUUUAUUGGACCUCCUAGUAUUUAUUUUAUUGCCUCUUUUCUUGAGGUUUUUACCACUUGACGACAGAACCACAAACUUCAUUCAUACACGAGGUGGUCAUACUGCUCCGAACAGUAACUUAUUUUUUUUCACUCUGAAUGAAAGUCUUUUAUAUGUCUAUUGCCUUUUUUGCUAUGAUGUUUUUUAUUUUUAGCGGUUGUGCAAUUGCAGCAGACAAUACCGAGUCUAGGUUCUUGUAGCAUUUCUAUAUAAAAUAUCUCGUCGUGUCUUUUGUAAGGGUACGUUCACACUGAGAAUUUCCGCCUGGGCAAAUUCUGGGCAGAGAUUCCCUAUACAGCAGAUGCCGCUACAGCAAUGUAGUCCCCAUGGACGAAAUUCCCCUGCGGAAUCCCAUUGACAGAAGCUGCUACAAAGCGAAUCCGCCUAGAAUUUCCAAGCAGUGUAAACAGGUCCUUACACUGACACUGAAUGCUUUAUGGCUAUGUUCACAUGGUGUAAAGCAGUGUUUCCCAACCAG
Hyla sarda is the source of this 2480-nucleotide messenger RNA. It is a transcript of the gene FLVCR1, whose product is annotated as FLVCR heme transporter 1. The transcript is spliced from 10 exons. Gene Ontology annotation, cellular component: mitochondrion; membrane. Gene Ontology annotation, biological process: transmembrane transport; heme export; erythrocyte differentiation. Gene Ontology annotation, molecular function: heme transmembrane transporter activity; heme binding. Lineage: Eukaryota; Metazoa; Chordata; Amphibia; Anura; Hylidae. The record is from RefSeq and is a predicted model, not a curated record. The coding region runs from base 377 to 1909 and encodes 510 amino acids.